Messenger RNA from Aspergillus pseudoviridinutans, 2364 nucleotides. RefSeq lists its product as uncharacterized. The coding region runs from base 1 to 2364 and encodes 787 amino acids. The transcript has 7 exons. Gene Ontology annotation, biological process: nucleoside metabolic process. Gene Ontology annotation, molecular function: catalytic activity. NCBI's taxonomy places the organism in Eukaryota, Fungi, Ascomycota, Eurotiomycetes, Eurotiales, Aspergillaceae. The record is from RefSeq and is a predicted model, not a curated record.
AUGGCCGCCGUACCGACACCAUUACUCAAGCCGCACGAUUAUACAGUGGCAUGGAUCUGCGCCCUUGCCAUAGAAAUGGCAGCCGCCGAGGCAAUGCUGGAUGCGAGACAUCCUGCCUUACCCACCGUCCCCGGCGACGACAAUACUUACAUCGCAGGCAGGGUGGGCUCCCAUAAUGUUAUUAUCAUGUGUCUUCCAGCUGGGGUUUAUGGGACGACUUCUGCUGCCAACGUAGCGUCUCAAAUGCGGCUCACCUUCAAGGGCAUUCGGUUUGGACUGAUGGUGGGAAUUGCAGGGGGAGUCCCUAGUGCAGACCAUGAUAUUCGGCUCGGUGAUGUCGUUGUCAGCAAACCAACGCGGGAUUCCGGGGGAGUGAUCCAAUACGACUAUGGCAAGGCCGUGAGCGGCGGCCACUUGGAACGGACGGGUGUCUUGAACAAGCCUCCAACAAUGCUCCUGACAGCCGUGACAGCGCUACAAUCAGCACACAUCGCGGAUAAAAGUCGUAUUCCUGAUCUAAUCGCAGACUUGGCGGAGCGGCGUCCCCGUAUGAGGGAGAAGUUCACGUAUGACAGCCGCAGGGAAGAUUUGUUGUUUGAGGCCCAGUACAAUCAUAUCGGCCCCGCGAUAACCUGCAAUGGCUGUGAUAGACACCGGCUAGUUACCCGAGCGCCGAGAGAUGGAAAUGAUCCUGUUAUCCACUACGGUCUGAUCGCAUCCGGCAACCAGGUCAUCAAGGAUGGUUGGACCAGAGAUCGGCUAGCCCGGGGACUAGGGAUCAUGUGCUUUGAGAUGGAAGCGGCCGGCCUGGUGGACACGUUCCCAUGCCUAGUAAUUCGAGGCAUCUGUGACUAUGCCGAUUCUCAUAAGAAUAAACAAUGGCAAGAGUAUGCAGCUGCGACGGCAGCAGGGUACGCAAAGGAGCUUCUCUCCAUGGUCCAUGCCGUUCACGUUGCCGAUACCGUGAACCUGUCGAGCCCGACUAAAAAAAUACCAGUCGUUCGUAGCAGCAAGGCCUUGUCCAAAUCGUGGGGUUCAUCAACUUGGUUGCCUUGGCAACAUGGUGAUCUCGACGAGGCGAUAUUCAGGCGCAUUUCAGCCUACGAGCAUGAAAACGUUCACCGGCGACUUGCUCACAAACGAGUCUUGGGUAGAGUGCAGUGGUUCUUGGAUCAUCCCGAUUUCAAGGCAUGGCUGGAAGAGAAGAAAUUCUCGAGACUGUGGUGCUCCGGGAAAAUCAACUCGGGUAAAACGAUGAUAGCUUCGGCAGCCAUUGAUGCUGCCAAAUCUCGAUCGAAAGAACACUCUGCUCCAACGGUCUUUUUCUACUGUGAGAGCGACCGACCGGACGAGCUCAAUGGAUCCUACAUCCUCUCCAGUCUCAUCGAACAACUAUGCGGCUAUCUUCGUGCAAAGGACAGAGGCUACCCCAACGAUGUGGCAGACGCGCUAAACCGCUUUUUCGGCAAGAAGCGAGUGAUUCCCGACUUUGACGAUUUGAAGGAUGUUUUCAUCCAGUUAUUCUACCACAUCCCAGACACGGUGUAUAUCAUUGACGGACUCGAUGCAUUAAAUCCGGAUCAAAGUAAAGACCUGUUCGAGUUGUUCAGGUUCUUGUUCUGCGGUUCAGGAUCCGCAUCAGACUCACGAAUACUCAUUUUCAGCAGGGAACAACUUCCUGGCUACACAGGCAUCCCCCUCUUCAUGGCAGGCAUUCAUCGAAUCUCGACUACGUCCAAUGUGACGCCAGAUCUUCAGACCCUGCGAAAUCGAAAGGCUUACAGCAUCCGCGGAGAAUCAUGUGGGGUGUAUGGACUCUCUCUUGAUUGGCGCUACCAAGUUCAGAUAUCUCCCGGCGAGUUCUUUGUUGUGGGAAGGGUCUUCGCAAUCCUCUGGCACGAAGGCAGAGGACAACAAGGAACUGUUAUCUCAGACUUUAUCAGCCAAGGCGAAUCCACACAGGGCCAAUUCACCCGAGGCAGAUUUGGAGAGGAGAUCUUCAGUGGUAUUCGGCGCAUGGUGGUUGUUAGAGCGAUGAGUGAAAGUGCCUGGUGUUUGCCCAUCACCACCUACAGUGGCCAAGGAGUAGCCGAGCCAGGCAUUGACCCAGCAAAACAUGCCAUUAUAUAUAUGCGGGGAUCCGUUCCAACCUGCAAAGCUAAUGAGCCACGAAUGAACAAGGAACCCUUGGAGGUCGAACCAGCAAGACCUGAUGAGAAGCUUGAUGAGAUGUCUCGUCUUAAUUUCGGCAAGGUCUACACCGUUGAACAUAAUGUCAAAGUGCGACCCAUUGGGAUGAUAUCCAGGAGCUCAAUGGCCAAAUUCAGAGGCUAUGUGAGCAAUGAAUUUAGACUCGGCAUUUAA